Schistocerca cancellata (South American locust) is the source of this 2274-nucleotide messenger RNA. RefSeq names its product fatty acyl-CoA reductase wat-like. Gene Ontology annotation, cellular component: peroxisome. Gene Ontology annotation, biological process: long-chain fatty-acyl-CoA metabolic process. The transcript is spliced from 9 exons. The coding region runs from base 53 to 1648 and encodes 531 amino acids. Lineage: Eukaryota; Metazoa; Arthropoda; Insecta; Orthoptera; Acrididae. Gene Ontology annotation, molecular function: alcohol-forming very long-chain fatty acyl-CoA reductase (NADP+) activity. The record is from RefSeq and is a predicted model, not a curated record.
UUCGACGUCGGCAGUUUGCAGCUCCUCGUUAAGGCAGGCCCCAGCGAGCGCCAUGUACGUCUCGGCGGAGGAAGGCCAGACGCAGCCCGAGCUGCAGUCGGAGCCGCAGCCCCUGGAGCAGGCGCAGGCGGAGGAGGCGCGCGGCCUGCAGUCGCCGGUGGCGGAGUUCUUCGGCGGCGCCUCGGUGCUGGUGACGGGCGGCACCGGCUUCCUGGGCAAGGUGCUCGUCGAGAAGCUGCUGCGCAGCUGCCCGCGCCUGCGCACCAUCUACCUGCUCGUCCGCACCAAGAAGGGCCGCGCGCCGCAGCAGCGCCUCGACCACCUCUUCUCCCAGCAGGUGUUCUCGCAGCUGCGGCCGUCGGUGCUGAAGAAGGUGGUGGCGGUGGCGGGGGACGCGGGCCUGGCGGACCUCGGCCUGAGCGCGGCCGACCGCGCCGAGCUGUGCAGACACGUGUCCGUCGUGUUCCACGCGGCCGCCACCGUCCGAUUCGACGAGCAGCUCGAGCUGGCCGCCGCCAUCAACGUCCGCGGCACGCACGAGGUGAUGCGCCUCGCCAGGGACAUGCCCAACCUCAAGGCGGUGGUGCACGUGUCGACGGCGUACUCGCAGUGCCGCGAGCGGCUGGUGGAGGAGCGCGUCUACGAGGCGCCGCUAGCGCCGUCGCAACUGCUCCACGUGGCGGACAUGGCCGACGGCGACGGAAAGGCGCCCGACAACAAGUGCGACGCCGACAUCUCAGGAGACGCGUUGCCGCUCGGCUACCCCAACACGUACACGCUGACCAAGGCGGUGGCCGAGCAGCUGGUGCGCGACGAGGGCUUCGGGCUGCCCGUGGCCAUCGUGCGGCCCUCCAUGGUGGUGGCGACCUCGCAGGAACCGGUGAUCGGCUGGAUCGACAACGUGUACGGCCCCACGGGCGUGUGUGUGGCGGCCACGCUGGGGCUGCUGCACGUGAUGCCGUGCGACAAGCACACCAUCGCCCACAUCGUGCCGUGCGACCUGGUCGUCAACUGCGUCAUCGCCGCCGCCUGGGACGUCGCCACCAACAGGUCGCCAGACAGCAAAGAGCCGAAGGUGUUCAACCUGGUGUCGGGCGACGCGCCGCUGCGCUGGGAGAACUUCAUGGCGCUCUACCAGCACUUCGGCAAGAAGGUGCCCCCGAUGUCGGCCGUGUGGAACUACUCCAUGUGCCUGACCACCAGCGCGCCGCUGGUCUUCUUCUACAAGUACGUCGUGCACAUGGUGCCGGCGGUCCUCGCAGACGCCGUACUCUUCCUCACGACCGGGAAACCCAAGAUGGUGGGCGCGUACCGGAAGAUCCACCGCCUCCUGGACGUGACGAGCUACUUCUGCACGCGGGAGUGGUCGUUCGACAACCGGCGCUGCAAGGCGCUGUGGUCGCGCCUGUCCCCCGUGGACCGCCAGCUCUUCCCUUUCGACAUGCGGGACUUCGACUGGGACACGUACUUCUACCGAUACGUGCGCGGCGUGCGCCUCUACAUCCUGAAGGAGGACAUGGCGAACGUCAACGAGGCUCUGCCACGCUGGCACAGGCUGAGGCGCGUCGACAGGGCAAUACGGGCAGUGGCCACGGCGCUCCUCCUGUGGCUGCUCUGGCGUCUGCUGGCGGCGCUGUUCUGGCAGUGACGUCACGGCACUGCUGUUACUUCGGCCGACUACUGUGAGCAGCCGUAGAGGAGACGACCAGAUGGCGGCGAGCCACCGACGCUUGGUCGUACCACACAAUGGUCAAGGAGACCGACUGCCGUGAAGGCGUUCUCUGGUAGACUCCUGUCAGCGCUCGACGACACGCCUGUGCAACACUGCAGCCUUUGGACAAACAACUGACGCUACAACGGUUGACACGGACGUCCUUCUACUCACCACACGUUUUUACCAUCGACAAGAAGAGACAGUUACUGUCCCUCGUGUACACAUACGCAUUUGCCCUGACUUAACUAAGACAUCAUAAUGCUUGUUUUCUUAUUUAUUCACUACUUUUAAUAGACUUUAAUUAAAGUAACAAACGCAGUGUGUGUGUGUGUGUGUGUGUCUCAGGAAAGUGGUUCAGCAAGUGUCCAGGUGCACGAACUAACAAUUUCUGGAGAGUGAAAUAAAAACGUAAUGUAGCUAAGAGCCUGGUCGCUGUUCUCUGUAACCUGGAAUAAGGCCAUUAGCCGCACACACUGAGAAAGUGCUUCUGUACAAUUGUUCUAUUUCUGUGCCGAAUAUUUGAACAAAGCUUCAAUAAACAGCAUCUUGCAGUUGUUUCC